UUUUUGUCAGAGAAUAUUUAUCUGGUGUCCACGUGAUGUAAUGCGAGAUGCAUCCAAAGCAAGUUUCUAUCUUCCAAAAACGAAAGUAAAUGCAUCGACUGUGAGCCCUGAACAACGACUUCAUCACAGCUACAAUUUAUGUCUACAAAUGAAGAAUCAUGGGCCUGAUCUUAAAGAUACUUCUUUACUGGUUUAUUUUUUCAGGCGUGCAGUGUGUCCAUCAGCUGUCGUGGCUGCCCUGUCAGUUCAUCGAUGAAAAUGUGUGGGUGAAUGUGGAAAACCACACUGAGACUCAUCACAUCCACCGAAAGGCGAUGCUGCAGUUUGGUCAAAGAGGAGAUGCUCCUGUUGAUCCGUAUGCUGUGACGUUCUUGGUCAUCGGAUCCCGGCUGGACUUGCACAGGUAUGUGGAGGGGGUAGAGAUGGAGCAACUGGAGUGCGAGGUGCGGAGGUACAGCACACAGGGCAUCGAAGAGCGCUGGCCAAGCCAGGGGGCGCAGGAGUACAACAACUGGUUUAGCUGUAGUCUCAGGCACACCAAAGGCCAGUUUGUUGUCAUGGGCUUCCUCAGACACGUGUCAACCCAGCCCCCCUUGGCUCAGCUGGAUUAUCUCAGCUGGCCUGCUAUUGGGGACAGAGACAUACUCACCACAACUGUUGCCUUGGUCCUGCAAACAGAAACUCCAACAGUAAAAACUCGCCUAGCAUCCAAACAGAACCUCCACUGCCACUUUGCUGUUGACCACAAAGGAGCGGCCGUCACUGUAGAAUGGUACCAACAACGUCACGGAGAGAGAACAAAACUUUUCAGCUACGCCAGUCGCUCAGGAGACACGCAAGGGACUGGAGUCAGGCUAAAGGGCAUUGCAGACGGGAAUGCCUCCUUUAUGCUCCCUUCUAUUAAGAUGAGCGACGAAGGAACAUACAUUUGUUCGGUGUCUGUGAUUCCACUGUUUGCACAUCAGGAUGUCACGCUGAGUAUUCAAGAGCCUCCUCGCGUCUCCCUCAGUGUUGCACCCACCCUGACGCUGCAGGAAGGCGAGGAGCAGAAGGCGGUUUGCUUGGCAGAGGGCUACUAUCCUCUUGAUGUGGAGAUAGAGUGGUUCAAGGAGGACCCAGCAGGAUCAGGCCAGAGGGUAGGAGCUACUCUUCCCAAGAAGCUCGAGAAUGUUCUUCUGUCCAGCCACAAACAUAACCAGGACAAGACGUUGUCGGUGUCUGCUUUCAUCUACCUCAAGGCUUCACUCGCGGACUCUGGGAAGAAAUAUAUCUGCGCUGUAUCUCAUCGGUCCCUCAGAAUGCCCAUCAAAAAGAGCUUCAUCCUGAUUGUUGAAGAGCCCACUGCCUGGAUGUAUUACCUCACUGGUGGCUUUGUUGUGGUCACGGCGUUUGUCAUUUUGUUUAGAAUGCUCUCCUACCUGCACUCAGUACAUAAAGAAUCUAAAAAGAGAAAACCAUACUGAGUGAGAAGAACUGGAUCCUCCUAAUGAUCUGAGGAGACCCCUUUGGAACAUCAUGAUGGCAAAUUGGACCAUUUGAGGAGUUUGACUUGCUUGCUUGGAGGAGGACAAGAUAAGAAGAGGAUCUGCACUUGUGGAGUUGAUUGGCUGAUCUAUUGAUAUGUGUGGGCUUGAGGUGCUGUGGAUUGACUUGUCACCACUCUGUGGAUGAAUUAUGGGGCAUGCAGAUGAGUGUCUGUCUGGAAAAACUGGGGAAGGUGAGACAUGAGACACGCUACAUCAUGUCUUGUUGCAGUGACACUGCAGUGAAAUGUCUGUAGGCUACACUGGAACUUUUGAACUCCAAAAUCUGCUUGCAUGAUAUUGCCAUAUCUUGUGGGGGUGCCAGAGAUGCAUCAGGGUUGGGGUGAGAAAUGGGAAAUGCCAUGUUUCAUUGAUUGAUCUGUCAUCAGUCCAAUGCCUGUCUCUCUGAUUGCAGUCCAUUUUACUGGGACACUUAUCAUCACCUCCUGGUUUGUCUUUACAAUCUUGUGAAUACUAAACUAUAUGGUUGCUUAGCUGUAAUAUCUCCGUCACUACAUGUUCUGACAGUUGUUUGUUGUGCUUUUGUUUUAUUUUGUUAGUGUGGCCAAAGCAGAUGGUCACCUCAAUAAAUCUGGUCUUCUUGAAAUUUCUUCUAAUCAAAAAACAUUGAAGUUUUUCUUCCCACUGUCAGCACUGCGUUUACUCAUGGGGGUUGUUGAAGCUUAUUUUUUGCUGGGAUUUGGUACUGGAUAAAUAAGCUGAAUUGAAUUCCAACAGGUGAUCUUUGUCUUUCUGCUAAUUCAUUUUUCAUUUCAAAAUGUCUCAUGUUGUUUCAGUGGUCUGGGUAGGUGUGGCAAUGGAGGUACGUUUUGAAUAGAAGUUGCUUUAAUUUUUUUUGUGAUGCAAAUAAACUGCUGUCCUGAGUCAAGAGUAAUCACACAGACCCCACCAGCUCCUGAUGAAUCUAUAAGCAUUCUAGUAUGUAAUUAUGUAAAAAUUGGUCAUGAUUCAAUAAAAGGUUGUUGAAUUGUAAUAAAAUAUGGUAAUAAAUUAUUUGAGAAUGUAAUAAAUAAUGCUUUAUUCAAGCA
This is a messenger RNA of Thalassophryne amazonica, 2572 nucleotides long. RefSeq names its product dehydrogenase/reductase (SDR family) member 13b.2 (gene dhrs13b.2). The transcript is spliced from 8 exons. Lineage: Eukaryota; Metazoa; Chordata; Actinopteri; Batrachoidiformes; Batrachoididae. The record is from RefSeq and is a predicted model, not a curated record. Bases 159 to 1463 code for a protein of 434 amino acids.